Molecule: messenger RNA, 1262 nt
Organism: Stereum hirsutum FP-91666 SS1
Lineage: Eukaryota; Fungi; Basidiomycota; Agaricomycetes; Russulales; Stereaceae
Product: glutathione S-transferase
Exons: 4
Coding region: 124-1158 (344 amino acids)
Cellular component (GO): cytoplasm
Molecular function (GO): glutathione transferase activity
Source: RefSeq, a predicted model, not a curated record
GGAGUGUGGUAUAAAAGGGACUCGCACUCUUCACCUCGACUCCACCAUUGGAUCAAGUCCCUAUCCCUGUUGUCAUAUCCUUCAUAGCUGCUCUCCACUAGCACCCCUUGUAUAACGAACGCCAUGUCGACGGAUCUGAAAGGCAACGCGGAUGCUAGCCAUCACGACGGGAGGAAGAUCGACCAAUUCGCUGAUAAAGACGGGAAGUUUCGCAGGCCAGCUUCGAAGUUUCGGAAUUUCGUGUCUGCGGAUCCGGGGGCUGAGUUUCCUGCAGAGAAGGACCGAUAUGUUCUGUAUAUCAAUCCGGGAUGUCCCUGGGCGAGUCGUACCAAUCUCGUGAGGUCUUUGAAAGGUCUGGAAGAUAUCAUUCAGCUUGUCACUAUGGACUCUGGAAUGACGGAGCAAGGAUGGGCCUACACCGGCCUACACGGCACAGACCCCAAGGACCCACUCUACGGCUUCACCUUCCACCGCCAACUCUACCUCAAAGCCGACCCUUCCUACGCCGGCCGUUUCACCGUCCCCGUCCUCUGGGACAAAAAGCAGGAAACGAUAGUCUCCAACGAAUCCUCCGAAAUCAUCCGCAUGUUCUACUCCGCCUUUGACUCUCUCCUGCCCCCUGAGCGCCGGGAAUCCGCACAUCCACUCGGCGGGUACUAUCCCGCGCAGAACGAAGCGCUGCGGAAGGAGAUCGAUGACAUGAACGAAUGGGUGUACGAUACCGUCAACAACGGGGUCUACAAAACCGGGUUCGCCACCACCCAAGCCGCGUACGAGGAAGCUUGUGAGGCCGUAUUCGCGUCGUUAGAUCGUUUGGAGGCGAUUUUGGAGGCGAAUGAGAAGGAAGGCAACGGGAAGUAUUUGGUGGGUGGGCAUUUGACGGAGGCGGAUAUAAGGCUCUAUCCGACGAUCGCGAGGUUCGAUGUCGGGUAUUAUACGUUGUUUCAGUGUAAUUUGAAGAUGGUGAGGCAUGAUUAUCCGAGGUUGCAUGGGUGGUUGAGGAGGUUGUAUUGGGAUGAGGAUGUAAGUGUGACGAGGGGCGCGUUUAGGAAGACGACGUAUUUUGAGCAUAUCAAGAGAGGAUACGCGAAUGCACAGAAGGCGAGGGUCAUACCCAAGGGACCGCUCCCGGAUAUCUUACCGUUGGAUGCGAAGUAGCAGUGUAAUUGUUCUUACUCCCGGGAAAGCUUCAUAUAUGGAGGGUGUAUUCAUGUACUACUACGAAGCCGAAAAGUCAUGAUCCAUAUGGGACAGGCUCUUAA